Molecule: messenger RNA, 249 nt
Organism: Ilyonectria robusta
Lineage: Eukaryota; Fungi; Ascomycota; Sordariomycetes; Hypocreales; Nectriaceae
Exons: 1
Coding region: 1-249 (82 amino acids)
Source: RefSeq, a predicted model, not a curated record
AUGGAGCCUGUUAUUUUUACCGUCGGGGUAGUUGGGUUUGCUGGCCUCUUUAGCUCUUGCUUAGAGGCUGUGGAUAAGGUGCAGAUCUACCUGUUAUUUAGGACCGACUUGCAUGUGCUAGAUACCAGGUUUAAGGCUGCCAAGGUCCGUUUCGAGAAAUGGGGUCGGCGCGUCGGGUUCAAACGAACGAUACUAUCUAAAGACCAUCACCCUGCUCUCGACGACCGCGAUAUAUCUGCGGCGGUAUAG